Striga asiatica is the source of this 1324-nucleotide messenger RNA. Lineage: Eukaryota; Viridiplantae; Streptophyta; Magnoliopsida; Lamiales; Orobanchaceae. The record is from the annotation of a GenBank genome assembly.
AUGAUCCUUGGCUCGGUGACUAGCGCACGGGCGCGGGACGCGGCACGCGCGGGGCUUGUCCUCGCGGCUAGGGCAUGCACAUGCUUGCUCGGUGCCUUGGCACGAAAUUCAGUGAAGAUUACAUUAUUGGCCAAGAAAGACGGGAUUCAAUCGUGUCUUGAUAGGCCCUCGCUCUCUUCGUCAUUGUCCUUGAAAAGCUAUAUUUGCUCUUCGUAUAUAGAGGAUCAGUCCAGCAGCAUUGUUGAUUUUCGUGCUAUCACAGCUUCAGCAUCUGGAAUUCAAUCAUUGUUGCCUUCAUUUACAAGAUACCGAACAAUGUGGUCAUUAGAUCUGCUCAUGAACAAACUUCUGAAAACAUAUGAAAAAAAUUUCGAAGGCCUUGCUGGAAUUCAAUUUAAUUUUGUUGGGGCGUAUCAUAUGCAACAGUCUUCAAGCAAUGACCUGCACAAAAGUUCUGUUCUUUCGCACUUCGUUGAUAAGUUUUCCGUAAGAUUUACAUACUGCACAGUUACAUUAGGAGCAAAUCCAGAUUUUUCUGUUGAGACAUUUUAUAAGGACCAGUUGCCAAAUGAUCUGGUAAGGGUAAAUAUGCUGUUUCGUGAAGCUCGUAAAGCUGGAAUAUGUAUAGAGUGCAGAUCGGUUAGUGCGGAAAACAUUUCUGACUUUAUCUUGUCUGGAAAGUAUGUUGCUAUUGCUCUAGUCGAUCAGUAUAAACUAAGUCAAUCGAAACUAGAGGAUGUUUGUGUUCCAGACUUCUAUGGUGGCAACCCAGGUUACACUGGUCAUUACGUUGUUAUCUGUGGUUAUGAUGCGGUUACACACGAGUUCGAGAUUCGAGAUCCUGCCAGCUCAAUGAAACAUGUGAAGGUUUCUUCAUGGUGUUUGGAACAGGCUCAUAAGUCUUUUGGUACUGAUGAGGAUCUUCUACUGAUUUCACUUGAGAAGGGAGACCAGGGCAACUCGUUGGGUUUCUGCCCCUUGUGACGUGUUUUCAACCCUAUGCUUUGAUAUUUACUCAUGUCAUUGUUGAAACUGGAAUCAUUCUUGUAUUAUUGUUGAGGUCUCGUAUAUUGGUUGAGCUCUCCCUUCAUUUCGAGCAUAUGUCGUGUCUUGGGAUUUUACCUGUACAUGUAUGAUUGAUUGUAUAUAGCCCCAAUUCCAUAUGAUUUGAGCUUCCUCCCAUAAUUAUAGUUACUCAAAUAACAGUGUAAGAUUUUGUGGUGUUGUACAAUACGGUUGUAAUGAGCAGGGUAAUAUACUAUGUGAUGGUGCCAUGUCAGUCGUAAUGAGGAUCAACGUGAAUGUACAAUAUUAUUAUGCGCUA